Messenger RNA from Diospyros lotus (date-plum), 1521 nucleotides. RefSeq names its product SKP1-interacting partner 15. NCBI's taxonomy places the organism in Eukaryota, Viridiplantae, Streptophyta, Magnoliopsida, Ericales, Ebenaceae. The transcript has a single exon. The coding region runs from base 138 to 1247 and encodes 369 amino acids. Gene Ontology annotation, molecular function: protein binding. The record is from RefSeq and is a predicted model, not a curated record.
UUUUAACUGAUCUGAGUCUCCAACUUUCACAAUAUCUCAAAGCCGCCCCCUUAUCUCCGACGAUCUCUCUCUCUCUCUCUCUCUCCCCCACCGCCUCUGAAUCUCGCUUUGCUGCUUCGCCGCACCACUGAGAAGCCAUGGACGUGCCGCCGAUCUUCCAUCUCCCGCAAGACACCCUCCAUCAGAUCUUCUUCAACCUCCCCCUCCGGCAGAUCAUCAGGUGCCGGGCCGUCUGCAAGUUCUUCAACCAGACGCUGAGCACGCCGUCCUUCCUGCACGUCAUCUCCACCCAAACGCCGCCCCUGUGCCUCAUCGCCCUCCGGCCGCCUCACUACCAUCGUCACCACCGCCAUCACCACGUGUCCCCGGAUCCCACCGUCCACGCCUUCGAUCCCGACCAGAACCUGUGGCUCAGAUUUCCGCUCACCUUCCUCCCGUUCACCUCGCCUCAACCCGUCGCGUCGUCGCUCGGACUCGUCUACCUGUGGGCCGAAUCGGCCAAUUCCAUCAAAACCCUCGUGGCUUGCAACCCCUUGACGCGGCAGUAUCGGAUCCUCCCUCAACUCGGCUCGGCCUGGUCGUCCCACGGCUCGGUCCUGGUCGGCCCUCCCAACCGAGUCCUCGUGCUUUGCGAACUCGCCACGUUCUACUUCUCCGGCCACACCAACAACUGGGUCAACUUCUCGUCCAAUUUACCAUCCAAGCCGCGGAGCCCGAUCCUGGUCGCCGACUCUGUGCUGGCCCUCUGCGACGUCGGCUCGCCGUGGCGGAGCCAGUGGAAGCUGUUCUCAUGCACGAUCUCGACACUGCGGACGAGCCAGAAAUGGGCUCGGCUCGAGAAGCACGAGUGGGGCGAGGUGUUCGACAUCCUGAAACGGCCGCGUUUGGUAAGGGGGAACGGGAACAAGGUCCUGAUGGUGGGCGGGUUGAGGUCGUCGUUCUCGCUCAACGCUUCGUGCUCGACGAUUCUGAUCCUGAGGCUGGAUUUGGGCACGAUGGAGUGGGACGAGGCCGGCCAGAUGCCGCCGGAGAUGUUCCGUUGCUUCCAGGAGUCGAGCAAGUUCAAGGUGUUUGGCGGCGGGAACAGGGUCUGUUUCUCGGCGAAGAGGCUUGGGCGGUUGGCCUUGUGGAAUUACUCCGACGAGGCAGGGAAGGGGCUUUGGCGGUGGAUCGACGACGUGCCGGGGUGCGGCGACGGGCUUUGCCGGGGAUACGUGUUCGAAGCUCGGCUCUCGGCCUUGCCUUGAAGGAUUGAUUGGUUGAUGGGUAAUGCUUGUUCGUAAUUUUAUCAUUACAAUUUACAAACUCUGAUGUGUUUUUCCCUCCGUUAUUUACCAUGCCAAUGUUGUUGUAUUCUUAACUAAAUCGAAGAUUGAAUGUGGCUUCCCAUACAGUGUACUUUGAUUGAUUUAGUGGUCGUCUUCUUCGAUUUGCUGCAAAUUUCACUGAAAACGCCACGAUGUAACUUGGCUAGGAGAAGAAGAUGACCAAAUUGAGAGUGAAUGUUUUUGUUGUCAUUUC